Guyanagaster necrorhizus is the source of this 753-nucleotide messenger RNA. Its product is annotated as thioredoxin-like protein. The record is from RefSeq and is a predicted model, not a curated record. Gene Ontology annotation, molecular function: oxidoreductase activity. The transcript has 5 exons. The coding region runs from base 1 to 753 and encodes 250 amino acids. Lineage: Eukaryota; Fungi; Basidiomycota; Agaricomycetes; Agaricales; Physalacriaceae.
AUGUCGACCAAUCGUGUUCUCAAGAUAACUGUCGUCAAUGACCUGGUUUGCCCGAACUGCUACAUAGGCCAUCAUGAACUACUCAGCGCCGUCUCCUACUGCAGAGCUGUGCUCCGGCUUCCACUGACCUUCGAUAUCGAGUUCAGACCGUUCCAGCUCAUUCCUCGUAGCAUCCUCAACGAAAACACACCCAAAAUUAGCAGAGCCGCCUUUUUCACUCAACAUUUGGGCAAGGAUGCGUUUGAGAGCUUUGCGGAGCAUUCUGUUCUGAAGUGGGCAGAAGAACGGAAAAUUAAUAUCACGUUCGAUGGCGUCGUCUCCGCAUCUACGAGAGCCCACCGGAUGUCAAGGAAAGCGUAUCACCUCGGCGGCCAGAACCUACAACUUCCUUUCCUCUGUGGUGUAUUCAAAGCAUAUCUCGACCAAGGCCAAGACAUCGCCGAUGUCCACGUCCUUGCUCAAAUUGCUGAGACCGUCAAUAUUAUGCCCAAGGAGCAGGCCAUCGAAUUCCUCCUGUCCGAUGAACUUGAAGACGAGGUAAACAAGCUAUGUGAAGAAGCGAAGACCAGAGGGUUAAAUGGUGUUCCGGCCAUAAUUAUCGAUGGAAGGUGGCAGAUAAAUGGCGGUCAGUCCUCAGAGGUUUUUGUCAGGAUAUUCAAGAAACUUGCUGACUGCGGUUCUCCAUCUGCCGCGCCUUCGCCUUUCGCUCCUAUGCUCGAAAACGACAUCACUCAUGCUGCAAUUGUUGUUUAA